Molecule: messenger RNA, 2370 nt
Organism: Pristis pectinata (smalltooth sawfish)
Lineage: Eukaryota; Metazoa; Chordata; Chondrichthyes; Rhinopristiformes; Pristidae
Exons: 5
Coding region: 65-859 (264 amino acids)
Biological process (GO): negative regulation of immune response; positive regulation of T cell apoptotic process
Cellular component (GO): external side of plasma membrane; membrane
Source: RefSeq, a predicted model, not a curated record
CCUAAGUGUUGAGUGCAAUGCUCAGAUAGUUCUACUUGUCUAUGGGUUUAGUCUCCCUGAAGCUAUGAAAGAGAUGGCCAUAAUACCAUUUGCUCAGCAAAUCUUUCUAGCAUUCUCUGUGUUCUUGUGGCAAAAUGCUCUGGGUGAAUCACCUAUUCUGUGGCAGUACCCAGCGACCAUUGAGAAGAACCAUGGAGAAUCAGCUACUAUCUUCUGUAAUCUUUCCAAAGAAAGAAUAAAUGAAAAUAUGAAUCUGGUAUGGUAUAAGUACACAUGGAAGGACAAAAACAAGCUUGGAGAAAUCAAUCUAAAUACAAGAAACUUCACAGCUAUUGACCAAAUUUGCUUGUCAUGGGAUGAUGGCAACUACACAGCAAAAAUGUCAAUUCAGCAACUGAAGGCAAAUGACUCUGGAAUGUAUGGUUGUGAGCUGCUUUCAGUUGCUGAGGGUGUGGAAAUUAGCAAAGCCAAUGCAACAAACAUCACUGUUACCUUUACUGAGGGACGGCUGACUGUUCCAGAACAAAGAAACAGUACGAACAGCACGAAUAAUGUGACAGAUUUCCUGCAAAAGGGAGCAAAUAUUCAGAUAAUCCUUGCAACAGUAAUAGCUACUUUUGUCAUCAUCUGUCUACUAAUUUUCAUUUUAAUCAGAUACCGACCAAAAAAACAAGAUCCAGAUGCCAGUCCCCCUACAGCGAAUACCAAUUGUCAGAAACAGAGCGAUCCCAUUUCCACCGUGUACUCCAUCGACUAUGCUGUACUCCAGGUCCCUGAGGAAAAUAUUCGGCAGAAUCUAACAACUUCUGUCGCCUCUGAUGAUUCGUACUAUGCUACAAUUAUAUUUGCCCCUCAAUAGCAAACUCCAGGGCAGAAAAUUGCUAGUGAUAACAGAGAGAAUUCUGCAUUUGGUUUAGUGACUCCUGACUACUUAGCUUUGUGAGGUCUCAGACAUCACAUUAUAUAAUCACAUGACCUUCUCUUAUACCCUUUUACUCAAACAUCGCAACUUAAGCCGAGAAUGAGACUUUAACCACUGGGGGAGAAAAUACCUAACCCAUACAAUCCUAUAUAAAAGUGGACAAUACUAGAAACAGAAUUUGUGGAACAGGAAACAAAUUUAACAUUUUAUGUCAAAGAUCCUUCAUCGUACAAUCCUCCUGAGGUGAGAACAAUUAACUGAUCCUGGAGGGAAGAGGGAGCCUUCAGAAGGUGCAGGAGGGACAUGUCAAAUUCUUUAGCGACAGCUUCAAGAUGAUAUCAUUGAAACAUCAUUCAUUCACAGACAGAUGGAACGUACAGCACUGCAAGGUCUGCUGCUACCAACCUUCCCCAUCCUUAGCUCUGAAUGGACUCUAAACAUUGCUCAUGUUAGUCAUGAUCUCAUAGAAUGGGUGCUGGAUUUUAUUUCUAUGGAUUAAAAUCUCUAUCGAUAACACUGCACAUAUUUGUAGUGCCUCUAAAAUUGAAUGGCAUUUUUGUACAGCAAUGUCAGAUAUUUAAAAUAUUCUUCACUUAACCUGCGAUGUGAAGAACAUAUUAGAUUGUAAUAGAUACCAGUUACUUUACAACACCUUAGCACAUUCAGGUGUCUCACACAAUAAUACUGGAAAUGUACCUGCACCUUGUAAGCUGUAAAAUUAUAUUCUGAAAUUCAACAUUGAUAUUACAGGUGCCCACACCUUUAAGGAUUGUAUCUGUGCUUUGAAAACCUUGUGAUUCAAUCAAGUCAAUUAAUGCAGUUUAUUGUUAGCCUGUUUUAGAGUGUGUGUUUUAUAUGGAACCAGGUGCCUGGGUUUUGAGAUUACGCUUGAUAAGCUAUAGCUCUUCUGAAAGUGUCUUUAUUGACAUGACCAACAGGAUCAUGUUUACAAAAUACUUCAGAUUGCACUUGCUGCCAGUAUAGACUGCAAUUCUUACAAAACAUGUGUUAAUUGUGUUAAUUAAUUAAUUACAUUCUAUAAGACAUGAGUCACAUUAGGAUUCAAACCUUUUGAUACUUACUGCAAUAGAAAUAUCUGUCCAUGGACAUCAGCAAUCGAUUCAGUGUGUCUGGUUUACAAAGAGGUACCCCAUGACCAGAUGGUUAUGAUUUCACAUGUUCACUUUUUUAAAGUACAAAUCAAAAUUGAUUUACAAGAUUUUAAUAAUACAAGAGAUCCAAAUUCAGAGAUCUUUGUAUUUGGGAGCUUGAGUUAUGGAUUAGAUCAGUCUAAAGUCUAAUGGUGCACCAUUUCACUUCCUUGAGUCUAAUGUGAAACAUCUUGUUGUGCUUGGAAGUCAUUAGAUCAGAAUGGUUUUUCACAAAUCCAUCCAUCCUGGUUUCAUCAAAUCUUGGAAGGUCGUACCAAAUGUUCUGAGAAAUGUAUG